AGCAAAACAGGUUUAUUUACUCAAACUGAUUUCGUAAAAAUGAUAAGUCAUCUACAUAUUAGAAAUUGAAUGGAAAUUAAGGAAAUAGAAAGGAGAGAGAUCAGGUUUCUUUCGUAAAAUCAAACGAAAGUUAGAAACUCUCAGGAGAGAGAACAUCGAAGAAAAAGAAUCAAGAAAAGAAACUAGAAACAGUUAUGCGGUAUAUGCACUUACUGACGUUACUGAUUACUACUUGAGUCGAAAGUCGUGGACAAUCGUGGCAUGUAUGAACGGACUGUGGCUCGCUGUGUAGUGAAUUAACCAUGUUAAGACGCAUAUUUGGCAUCGUAGAAAUCAAUUGAAAAUAAUAAAAAAUGGUGUCACUAAUAAAGAAGCAGUUGUUGAAACAUUUAUCAAGGUUUACCAAGAACUUAUCAGCAGAUAAAAUAAAUUUAAGCACGUUCAAAGGAGAAGGUGAACUGACAAAUUUGGAACUUGACGAAACGGUAUUGACUGAUUUGUUAGAGUUACCUUCGUGGCUUAGAUUAACAAAUGCUUGGUGCAAUAAAGUUUCAUUUCGUAUUCAAUGGACCAAGUUAAGAAGUGUUCCUAUUUUCCUGAGUUUGGAUGAAGUUCAUAUAGAAGUAGAAACAUGCGAAGAUUUAAGAGAUUUAUCAUCUUCUCAAGGGCUAUCUUCCUAUACUGGUCCUGCAAAAUAUUCUUUUAUACAUAAAGUAAUUGAUGGCAUCACAGUAACUGUUAAUACUGUAUCAGUUACAUUCAAAAGUCCUGCAUUCAUUGCUUCAGUUCAAAUGAAUCGCAUUAUUGUGGAAUCCAAAUCUGCAACAUGGCAACGGUGUGAUCUGAGAACUACUAGAGUAAAAGAUCCUGAUCGUGGACAGUUACUUAUUUUUAAAGAAUUGGAAUGGCAAACAGUUAGAAUAGAGGCACAAAGUACUAAAGAUAAAAACCUCACGCCAUUACGUUUACUUACAAAUCAAGCUAGAUGUCGGAUUACUAUUAAGAAAAGAAUAUCAGAUUGUUUUGUUAUGGGAUCAAGACUGAUUCUUAUAUUAGAUGAUCUCUUAUGGGUUUUAACAGAUUCACAAUUGAAGGCAGCACUUCAUUUUAUUGACUCUUUAGGUGGUCUAAUAGAAAAAGCUACAAUAUUAGAACGUAAAACCAAAGCAGCUAGAAAACUUGAGGUAUUGCCAGAAUAUCAAGCACAAAUAUCUCAGCAAUCAAGGACAAAAAAUCAGUGUAAUACUGCUAUCUCUAAAAUCUUUACCAGAUAUGAUGUUGUAGAAACUUCAUAUCAUUUCCUUUGUCAAAGAAUUGAUUUACACUUAUGUGAUGAUGCUGGUAAUGGUAGAUCCUCCCAUCCUGACUUAAAGGAUGGUGGUGCAUUGCAAAUUUCACUAGUUAGAUUUCAAGUUGAUUAUUAUCCAUAUCACUUAGCAAUGGCUGAUAGAAAACAUUGGGCUAAGUAUAAAGAAAAUGCUACACCUCAUAGUCAAUGGCUACAGCAGUCGUUAAGUUCUUUUCGAAGUCAGUUUAUGGAUCUUAUAGAUUCUGGCAGAACACAGCAUUCUCCUUUAACCAGAAGUCAAGGAAAUGUUACGGUUAAUAAUACAAAAGGUUUGGGAGAUAAUUUGGAAAAGAGUAAUCAGUUACAAAAUGUAAAUACAGCUGCUGAUGAGAAAAAAAAAUCUCAACAUCCUAGUGGAAAUCCAGUAAAAAAUUAUAUUUUGGAACAACUUGCUAAAUUAAUGACGACGUGCAUUAUUAUAAGGAUCGAUGAUUUUACGUUGUACAAAGUAACCACAACGUCUCGUAAUCCUGUACCUAAAGAAUUUGUUACGGCUCAAACAAGGAAGAAACAUGCAUCAGGUGACAGAGACAAGUUUUGUCUUCCAGAAGAUGUUACAAUUGUUCAUGCUGAAUUUACAUAUUAUUACUAUCCUGGAGAUAUUACAUUUCCAUUGCCACCUCCAAAAUUUUAUGUACAACUGAAUCCUAUCCAAGUAAAUUUUGACGUCUGUUCCUGUUUAUGGUUUAAUUCUUUUGCAUUAAAUUUAUAUAAUUCUUUAAUGAAUAAGGAUAAACAACCAAUGUAUACUUCCACUAAUUUAAUGUAUUUUGAUGUGAAGAUUGAAGCUAUACUUCCAAGGAUAGUUUUUGAAAGUCAACAAGAUUAUCCUAAUCAGAAAGAUAGGCCAAAGUCUCUGCAUAUACAGACGUCGAGAGCGUCAAUAACAAAUGUUCGAUCCACAGAAAGAUCUUCAAGAGCAGAUUUAGCACAAUGUGUAAAUGCUUUUCAAAUGGGUCAAAUGUUUUUUACUACAGAUUUUCCAAACAGAUUGAAUGAUUUUCAUGUUCUUACAGAUAAAUUUUUGGCACAUUGUGCAGGCACUGAUAAUAUUCGUCAUCCACCACCUAAUUUUAGUAGUAACUCUGUAAACGAAUUAGUUCGUCAAUUACAUCGGGAGCUUUUGUGGACCGAAACUAAAGACAUAUGGUGUUGUAAUUUGGAACCCGUUUGGGGAGAUUUUCUCGGUGCUCGCGCGGUCGGACAAAAUCGUCCUGUACCGUUCCUUGAUGCAUUUCCUUUGACUUUAUGGUGUUACAUAUCUAUGAAAUCGUCAGAGAAAGAUUCGUCAGAAAAUAAAUCUACCGCUGACAUUCAUGGUCUUGCGUACAUAAGCAAUUUAGUUAGCGUUCAGAUAAAUCAUUAUCAAUAUUUGUUCUUGUUAAGAUUAUCGGAAGUUCUAUCAGAAAUGGCAACAUAUCUAAAUAUCGACUCUAAUAAAAUUUUGAAGAUCGAUUGCGGUAGUUCACUUGUUAUUGGUGCAUUGAUACCGCAAGUAGAAGUAACAUUCGUCAUGCCGUCGCAUACUCCUGGUAAAGAAAAUUCUGGAGGAGAUUUGGAAUCUGUUAUGCCAGAUUCGUCUAGCAUAGCAGAUGACAUUCCAGGUUCAUCUAUUCCAUGGCAAAGUACAGAACGAGUUGAGAGCAGCGGUAAAAAGAUUAAUAUAAAUAAUGAAACGAUAACGCCACAGAGUGAUAUAUCGUCAAUGUUAUCAAUGGAUUUUAUGCAUUCUAAUACACCUCAAACUGUCGUGACAUUUAAACAAAAUGGUACGAAUAAACAUGAAAAUAAUGCGCAAAUAAGAAAUGUAACAUAUGAUAAACAGUGCAUUGGUGUAGAAGAGGAGAAAGCAUUGCCUACUUUACGAUAUGCUGCUGAUAUUACACAUAAACACAGCAAGGGAGAUUCAUCUUCAAAUACACCGUUCAUUUCCAAUAAUUUCAAUGUUGGUCUUUUUUCUAUGAAAAAAGGAUUAAGUAAUUUGAUGACAUCUAUUGAUUCAGCUUUGAAAGCAUCUCCAGAAGAUGGUAGUAGUGAUACUAUGUCUAUAAGAAGCGAUGUUAGUUCUGAUAGUGAAAACUAUGUUUUAAUUAAUCUUCAAGAUCAAGAAAAAUUAGAUGCAAUGUUUUCUGUUGAUAAUUCAAUUAGAAUAACAGCAGUAGAAGAAGCUAGCGAAGUAGUGGAAGAAACUCCUGAUACUCAGAGUGAAAAAUCUAUGGAUAGUGUGUGUAAACGAAAAGAUAUUGUAUCUAUGGCAACAUUCAAGUUAUCUAAAGUUGAAUUUAUUCAACAAUCCCUAGGAUAUGCAUCUUCUAUUAAAGUUCAAAUUUCAAAUAUUGGUAACGACGAAUGUUCAUCUAUUCCAUGGGAUGAAUUUCAGGUCAAGAGAAAGACAAAAUUCAGUGCACGAUCUCGAGGUUGGGUCGAAUUACCUUCAGAUUCUAACUGUAGAUCAUGUAUUAAACUACGUUUGGAUCAUGAUUUGAAAUGCAAGUCAGAUUCUUGGAAAUUGUCUCAAGCAAGUCAAACUAUGAGUAAUAAGCAUUUAUCUCGAAAUCAAAAUCAAAAUCAAAAUCAAGAUAAUGCAACUGAGGAAGAGAUAGAUGUUUCUAGUGUUGAUGUACAUAACAGACAAAGUGUUUUGGAUUUAUUUGAAGACAAGUUAGAAGUUAAAGUUACUAAUAUAUCAAUGUCCUUGUCUAUGAGUUCAAUAAGUGGACUUACUGAUUUAACUGAAGAUGAAAUUAUACCUAGGCCAAUACCAUUGCAAAUAUAUUUGGAGAGUAUAUCCUUGCGUUUAAACGAAGAUCGUCCUCCGAAUAAUAUAACUUCGCCAGGACCAAUUCCUAUAGAUCUAAAUAUUGCAAAGCUUAAGAUAGUACGAGAUGUAAAUGGAGUUUUUCAUAUCGAACCAGUUGUAAACUUGAGCAGGAGUAAUUCCCUUGAAACACUCACAAACAAUGAUACACAAAUAGCCCAAAAUAUAAAUCACGAAAUGGAAUUAAGUAUUUUGAGACAGUCUAGCAAACAGUUAAAAUCAGAUAAUGAACAGCUUCGGCGUCGCCUUAAUGCUUUGGAGAAAUUAUCAGAAGAAAAUGCGAAAUUAAUACGUAUAAAAGAAGAGUCUAAUGUAAUAAAAUCUCAUUUAAGUGCAGCACAAGAAGACAUACAAUUACUUCUGAAAGAGAAGAGAGCUUUGCAAGAAACAGUAACGGAGCUCCAAAAUCGAAUAAUUGGAAAUAAUCCAGGCAGUGGUACUCGUGCAUCUUGGUCAUCAAAGAGAUAGCAUACCAGUUGUUUUGAUUGUUCUAAAUGUUGCAAUUCGAAUAAGUUAUAAUAAUUUAUUAACUGUCAAGUAAAAUGAAAAUGGAACUUGACACAGUUGAUUUAAUAUGUUUUCAUAGCAUCUCUAUUAAACUUGAAGGAAGAUCAUCAUGUUAGAAUGCUUGGAUUUUCAUUAUUGUACGAAUCUAGUAUAUUAAACUGAUUUUUAAAUUUUAUAAAAGGAAGAUGAAUAAUAUAUUUAUAUGUUACAAGCAACAAUUUUCUGAGUUCACUUCCAUGUUUUCUAUAUUAUCUUGUCUACAAUAUUUAUGCUAGUAACUGCCGUUCAGCUAUUUAAUAGUGCAAUCAUUAAAAAAAAAAAAAUUCAGUUCUAUAAGACAUGACUUAUGUGAAAAACACUGUUUUUUUUUUUUUUUUUUUUUUUUUUUUUUACUACAAGCAAGUACAAGGCGAUAAAUAAUGGCAAUAGUAGUCAGUAUUUAGCAUUUUCAUUAAUAAACAAAUAAACAAAGGAUUGAUGAAAUGACUAUUCUAGCUACAUUCGUAUUUAUUAUAUGCGAUAGCGUAUGUAUGCGACAUAUAUUAAAAAGUGAUGUAUAUAUGAGAUGUUAAUAUUUGCACGCGCGCACACACACACACACACACACACACACGCGCGCGCGCGCGCAUAAUAUAAUUAUAUGAUAUAUAUACAUAUAUCUCACAUAUAUAACAUAUAUAUAUUAUUUGUUGCAUAUAUAAAUACGUAUACAUAAAUUAUAGUAUGCUAGUCAAAUUAUUGCAAUAUAUAUUUGGUUUUAUAGCAGUGGUUGUUACCUAGUAUGAUAACAAAGAGUUGAAUAUAAAUUUUUUACCAAUGCUUUUCGUUCUCCUCAUCGUAAAUGUUCGACGAAUUUCAUAAGCAACUUUUAACUGAAUGGAAGAAUAUAAUGUAAUAAAUGUGAGAUAUUAA
This is a messenger RNA of Frieseomelitta varia, 5585 nucleotides long. RefSeq names its product UHRF1-binding protein 1. Bases 354 to 4634 code for a protein of 1426 amino acids. The transcript is spliced from 19 exons. The record is from RefSeq and is a predicted model, not a curated record. Lineage: Eukaryota; Metazoa; Arthropoda; Insecta; Hymenoptera; Apidae.